CAGAUAAAACUUGGAAUCCUACUUUCUGUUACCAGGUUGUAUCGCAGACACGCACGUGAAGCAAUGAACGUGGGCGUUGCUCACAGCGAGGUGAAUCCCAACACCCGGGUCAUGAACAGCCGGGGCAUCUGGCUGGCCUACCUGCUUCUGGUCGUUGUCCUACACGUGGUUCUGCUUAGCAUUCCCUUCCUGAGUGUGGGCCUGGUCUGGACACUAACCAAUGUCAUCCACAACAUGGUGAUGUACCUGUUCCUGCACACGGUGAAGGGCACCCCUUUUGAGACUCCCGACCAGGGCAAGGCACGCCUGCUUACACACUGGGAGCAGAUGGACUACGGCAUUCAGUUCACUUCCUCUCGCAAGUUCCUCACCAUUUCUCCUAUUGUGCUGUACAUCCUGGCCAGUUUCUACACCAAGUACGAUGUCACGCACUUCUUCAUUAACACAUGCUCUCUCCUUAGUGUGCUCCUGCCCAAACUCCCACAGUUCCAUGGGGUACGUAUAUUUGGAAUUAACAAAUAUUGAAUCAAAACAGCAGUCAUUUUUUUGUAGACAUGCUGCUAAUAAGGCCUGUAGCGCUUUACCACCGCACCAGGUGCCGUACUUUCACUACGGUACUUUCCCUUUUCCAUUGACUUCCAGUCGAGUACCCGUAUCAAUCAAAGGUUCCAGUACCUAAUGUGCCAAACCAACUGGGGUACUUAUUUGGUACUUCGAGGUGGGACUUGAAACGCUUUCUUUGUCGAUUGGUUAUGCAAAUAGCCUGCUUCUGAAACCGCCAUCUUGAAGAAAGUUGCAAACUCAGAAAACAACAAUAAAUUAAGUAAAAAAAAAAAAAAUAUAUAUAUAUAUAAAUAAUUUGAUAUGAUAAAUAAUAUGAAGUGAUCGAAGCUUAAAUUGUGAUUUGGUAGGAAGAGCAGAUUCAAUAAGGAUGGCAUGACAAGAAAUAUAGUAUUUUGCAUAAUAUAACUACUAGGACCGCAAAAUGAUUUUGUUAUAAUAAAUAUUUAGGAAUUUAUAAAGUAAAAAUGUUCAAUAUAAAUUUCUCACAAAUCCAUCUGGGUGUGAUUUAAACAGCAAGGAUGAAAAUGAUGAUUGGCUCUGAAUAGCAUGCAGCGCUCAUGCAAAAGCAGUGGAAGUACAUUUGAAACUGAUUUAUACAUAUCUGUUAGAUCAUUCUGAAAAGGAAUAAUCAUUACACUUUCAAAAGUUUUUUUUUCCUAUGACAGAGUAAAAAUGUUUUAGUGAAGCUUGAACUCUCUGCACUAUAAUAUCUGUACAGUAUUGAAGGUAAGAAAAAGCCUGAUCUCAGUCUAGCUGACUAGCGAUGUUGGAAUUAUUAUACAAUAAAUCCGAAUUCCGUACAAAAUACUCACGUUGUGAUGUCAUUCAGCGCCAGUACCAGUUUUUUUGCCAGUGGAAAACCAAUACCUCGAAGUACUGUACUUUUGGUACGUUCUUGAAGUACCAAAAGUACGGUGCCCAGUGCGGUGGAAUAAUGCCCUUAGGUCAGCUGGGGUGAGAUGUAUGUUGGGAGGCAUGUGGAGUUUGGGUUCUGCGAUGGAGAGAUUGUUUUUAUGAGCUCCAUGUCUUUGCACUGCAAAUGCUUUGGACCACUGGAUUAGCUACACAUUCGGGAACUGGGUAGCUAGUUGAUGAAACACUAAAACAGGGCUGUUUUUUUCUGUCUUCCUUUGUGUUUUUCCUCAUUUUCCCCUUUGUUUAAUUUGGUAUAAAUGUACACAUGUGCGUUCAGGAAAAACACAUCUGGUUUAUUUUAAAAUUCAUUUCACUGGCCUGUCGAUUCAUAUAAAAUACUUGAAAUGUACUGAAGUUCCUCUGUGUCUACUGCUAAAUUUAGGGUGGUUUAUUUGCUAUCAAACGUUUGCCUGACUGAGGUCAUGAACGUGUGCAUCUUUAUCCAGUAGAAAAUAAAACUGUUGAUUCUACAAAGAGAGUACUUAGGAAUGGAUGGAAAAUAACGUAUUUCAAUAUUGCUGAGGAGAUAUUGGUGGCCAUUCUGUGUCUAAUCAAAAUUGUGCCUUUUGUACAGUUGUGUCUGUAUUUAUUUAUUUAUUUUUUAAUUUUAUUUUUCUCAAUUCAGUGUCCCUGCAUUGCCUUUUUACUGUCUGGUGUUCUGCUGUUUAAAAAAAAAUCCUUGUUGGAUGAGAAACCCACCCCCCUUUUUAUUUUACAUUUGUAUGCCUUUGGUCUCUCUGACUGACUGGUGAAACUGGAGAGAAGCAUGACACUUCCUAAUCUGGAACUUCGAAAUCUGGUCUUUGAUGACGCUUCCUAAUCUGGAACUUUGAAAUCUGGUCUUUGAUGACGCUUCCUAAUCUGGAACUUCGAAAUCUGGUCUUUGAUGACGCUUCCUAAUCUGGAACUUCGAAAUCUGGUCUUUGAUGACGCUUCCUAAUCUGGAACUUCGAAAUCUGGUCUUUGAUGACACUUCCUAAUCUGGAACUUUGAAAUCUGGUCUUUGGGCCUCCCAGUCAGUCUGUCUUUAUCAAGGGCUUGAUAGACGCAGAAAAUGAAUUGUGCAGGUGGCAAGGAAAAACAAAAAUGGUGGUUAGACUGGGUUAAAGACCAAUGUCCCACAUAUCUUUGGCCCAUGUCAAGUUGUUAUUACUUAUAAUACUUUCCCACUGCCACCAAGAACUGAGCAGUAGACGAGCCGAACUGUGAAGAGACCGUUUUCCAUUAAACUAUUAAAUUAUGCAAGCCAUACCUGACCCUACCUGUGCUGACAUGACCGGCUUACUAGCAGGGCUGAUAGUGUGACUAAACUGAGCUGGUUGCGUCACCACUCUCUGACUGCUCGAAAUGCUCGAAGACAAGAAAGAACUGGAAUUAUUCAUUAUUAGCCGUAUCGCACGUCCGCAUGUAUGGAUGCAUUUUCAAUUCAAUCCAUGCAUUCUCAACCGGAAAAUUUCCAGCCUACUACUUGACAAAGUACAAAAGAAAGGCUAAAUGGAACGGAUUCAUAGUGCAAAUGCAAGCUAAUGCUAAUUCCAUCAGUGUUUGAUGCUAACAUAACACUGCGAUUCUCACAGGCAUACAAGUGGAAACCGGCACAUAGUAAAUCGUGAUGUAUGGAUACAGUGCUGUCUGGUUCCUGUAUGCCAGUGGAAAAGCACCAGUAGGCUCAUUUGGCAAUGAUGUAUCACUGGUAAAUCAAAGUGCAUUUUUUUCCUAAAACUACCUCACAGAGCAUGAUAUGACAUGUUACAUUUAUCAUAUCCCAUGCUUUUGAUAUAGAUGUGAGGGGAAAUGUUAGCUUUGUUUUUAUUGAAUUGGAAAUGCGUAACAGCCAUUUUCUCCAGAGUACAGAUGCAACUGUUGUGUGAUGGGAAUGGCUUCGAUAAUGGGAGAGGAUUUUUUUUUUUAGUCAUGGAAAAGACACCAUGUAACGUUAAGUUGAUCAAAGUUUAACUCGAAUCACUGGUUUUGAUGAUGAAUUACUCACAGUAUGGUUAAAGAAUUGCUCGAAUAUCAAUCUCCCCGACAUCCCCUGGAUUUAUUUUCCUCUGUUGUGCAUGAAUACUAUGUGAAUACAUUUAUAAUAAAUUUAUUCAAGAAUAAAGUAA
This is a messenger RNA of Brienomyrus brachyistius, 3590 nucleotides long. It is a transcript of the gene ormdl2, whose product is annotated as ORMDL sphingolipid biosynthesis regulator 2. The transcript has 4 exons. The coding region runs from base 64 to 525 and encodes 153 amino acids. Gene Ontology annotation, biological process: ceramide metabolic process; intracellular sphingolipid homeostasis; negative regulation of ceramide biosynthetic process. Gene Ontology annotation, cellular component: endoplasmic reticulum membrane. The record is from RefSeq and is a predicted model, not a curated record. NCBI's taxonomy places the organism in Eukaryota, Metazoa, Chordata, Actinopteri, Osteoglossiformes, Mormyridae.